AUGGCCGCCCCCGUGAUGACUUCACAGCGGGAGACGCGCCUCUCCCCCCUCCCCCCCUGCCGGGCAGUUAGCGCCAAAUUCAAACAGGCCGCCAUUUUGAGCUGCCGAGCGUUCCAAGCGCUGGGGGAGGGCGCCGCGGCGUCUGGAGGCGAGGGAGGGCGCCGGGAGGCUGCGCGGACAAUGGCUCCUGGGACCAAAGGAGAUUCACGUGAUGCCACACUGCCCCUGUCAAAUACACCAAGUACUGAAGAUGAUGCCAUCAAGGUCUAUGUGAGAGUACGACCCCCUUCAGAGGGAGCUGCAUUAGCUGAUGGGGAUCAAGGCUUGUGCUUAUCAGUUCUUUCAUCAAACGCUCUUCGUCUACAUUCAAAGCCUGAGCCCAAGAUCUUCACUUUUGAUCAUGUUGCAAAUAUGGACACAACCCAGGAGUCAGUGUUCACAAGUGUAGCCAAAAACAUUGUUGAAUCUUGUAUGAAUGGUUACAAUGGAACCAUCUUUGCAUAUGGCCAAACUGGGUCGGGGAAAACUUUUACUAUGAUGGGGCCAUCUGACUCUGAUAAUUUCACGCAUAACCUGAGAGGAGUUAUUCCUCGGAGCUUUGAAUAUCUCUUUUUUCUAAUCGAACGUGAAAAAGAAAAGGCUGGUACUGGUAAGAGUUUUCUCUGUAAGUGCUCGUUUAUUGAAAUCUACAAUGAACAGAUAUUUGACUUGCUGGAUUCUGCUUCAGCUGGACUCUUUCUCAGAGAACAUAUCAAGAAGGGAGUCUUUGUUGUUGGUGCUGUGGAGCAGGUGUUGACCUCCGCUGCUGAAGCAUAUCAGGUGUUAACUAUGGGCUGGAGAAAUCGCCGUGUAGCAUCUACCUCAAUGAAUAGAGAAUCCUCAAGAUCGCAUGCGGUCUUCACUAUUACUGUAGAUUCAAUGGAGAAGAACAGUGAGGUUGUUAACCUCCGAUCCUCCCAGUUGAACUUGGUGGAUUUGGCAGGAUCUGAGAGACAAAAAGAUACCCAUACUGAAGGAGUGAGGUUAAAGGAGGCAGGUAACAUAAACCGGUCAUUAAGCUGCCUGGGCCAAGUGAUCACAGCGCUUGUUGAUGUGGGUAAUGGAAAACAAAGACACAUUUGCUACAGGGACUCCAAGCUCACUUUUCUGCUAAGGGAUUCUCUUGGAGGUAAUGCAAAAACGUGCAUAAUUGCAAAUGUUCAUCCUGGAUCUAGAUGUUUUGGUGAAACUCUGUCCACCCUUAAUUUUGCUCAACGAGCAAAGUUGAUUAAAAACAAGGCUGUGAUAAAUGAAGACACCCAAGGGAAUGUGAGCCAGCUCCAAGCUGAAGUGAAGAAAUUGAAAGAGCAGCUUGCUCAACUUACUUCAGGGCAGUCUACUCAAGAUAUUUCUGUUUCAAGAGCUGCUCUUGGACAAGGUCAGGAAAAUACAAAUUACGUGAACUACUUUCUUGAGGCAAUGCUGUUCGUGGAGAAAUCUGAAAGUGAAAAGAAGACUUUGUUAGAAAAAGUUGCUCAACUAGAAGAUCUUUGUGGCAAAAAGGAGAAAUUCAUUCAGUCCAAUAAAAUGAUAGUUAAAUUCCGGGAGGACCAUAUAGUUCGCCUGGAGAGAUUACACAAAGAGGCUCGUGGCAGUUUAGUGCCCAAAGAACAAGAUGAUCUCAUCAAUGAACUGAGGGAGGAAUUGCGGACAGUGAGAGAACAGAUGGAACAACACCCACGAAUUGCUAAGUAUGCCAUGGAGAAUCACAGUCUCAGAGAGGAGAACAAACGACUUCGUUCCUUACAGUCAGUGAAAAGGGCUCAAGAACUUGAUGCUCAGACCAUUGCAGAACUAGAAAAAGCUUUCGUGGAGGCUUCAGCCACAGAGAAAAAUAAUGGAGGUCAUCAGUUGUAUUGCACCACUACAUCAACAGAAAGCAAUUCACUGGUGUCUUUUGAAAGGUUGAAAGCCCGCCUGCUGCAUACUCAGAGUGAACUGGAAAGUUCAAAACAAGAAUAUGAAGAAUUUAAAGAGCUAACCAAGAAAAGGCAUCUGGAAAUGGAGUCAGAACUUCAGUCCCUUCAGAAAGCAAACCAGCAUCUUGAAAAUAUUUUGGAGGCAACCAAGGCACACAAACGUCAUGAAGUCUCUCAAUUGAAUAAAAUGCACAGAGAAACUAUUAAGAGCAUGACUACUCCGACAAAGGCUUACCAACUAAGGUCUCGUCUGGUGCCACGAAUAAGCCCUGAAAUCUUGGUCUGUGAUUCCAUGGAUAUUCAGAGUUCAGGGGAGGUGGUGGAUAAUAUUUUCAAUGAGCCAGUUCCUCCGGAGAUGAAUGAACAAGCUUAUGAGGCCAUUGCUGAGGAGCUCAGAAUGGUGCAGGAACAACUGAGCACUCUUCAGAUCAAGCUAGAUGAGGAAGAAAGUAAGAACAUUAAACUUCAGCAACAUAUUGAUAAACUGGAGCAUCAUUCUGCACAAAUGCAGGAGCUAUUCUCAUCAGAAAGAAGUGACUGGAAUAAAGAACAGCAGGAGCUCCUUGGACAGAUAACAUUUCUCAAAACACAACUUCAAGACGCUCAAAGCAAGACGGAUAUAUUAAAAAGUGAAGUCCAUGACUUGCGCGUAGUCCUGCAGUCUGCAGACAAGGAGCUGUCUGCUGUAAAGAUGGAGUAUAACACCUUCAGAGAAAAACAAGAGAAGGAAAUGAGUCAACUCUCUCUGAGACACAUGGAUGUACAACUCCAACUGGAUAACGUUAGGCUAGAACAUGAAAAGAUUCUUGAAGGAAAAACAAGUCUUCAGGAUGACUAUGACAAUUUACAGGAAGUAAUGAAGUUUGAAACUGAUCAGCUGAAGCAACAGCUUGAAGACAACAAACAAGAAAGUGAAGCACUGAAAACCGAGCUUCAUAAUCUUUUGGAACUUUUGGAAACAGAAAAAGGACGUAAUCAAAAACUAACAUUACAAUUACAAGAAGACAAAGAAAAUAAUUCAAAAGAACUCUUGAAAGUACUUGAAAAUGUACAGCUGGAAAAACAGUCCUCUGAAAUGGUGACACGAUGUGAGCAGCAGGAAGCAAAGUUGCAGAAAUUAGAACGGAAUCUGGCUGCUGCCGAAGUGGCUAUUGCUUCUCUGGAGAAGACUAACGCAGCUGACAAGGAAGUUGUAUCUGACUUGAUGAGCCAGAUCCAGGAGCUGAGGACAUCUAUUAGUCAUAAGACAGAAUCUAUUGAUGGACUGACAAGAGAGCUGGAAGACACAAAUUGGAAAUAUAAUUCUGCCUUGGCUGCAAAAGACGAAAACAAAGCCAUCAUAGAGGAUCAGGAAAGGCAGAUUGAGGAGCUGAGAGAAGCCUUGGAGAGAAAACAGGCAGCUGAUAAAGUUAAUAGCGAACUUCUGUAUGAAGACCUGAACCAUACCACUGAGCAGCUAAGCAAGUUAACAGAGGCUUCUAAAAAACAUGAAAUAUUGCUUCAGUGUGCACAAGACGACUUAGUAAAGAAAGAAGCUUUAAUUCAGGAACUUAAGGAACAGCUGGACAAAAAAACAGAAGAACUGGAAAAGAGGAAGAGUGACUAUGAACUAAAAAUGCAACAAUUAGACUGUUUUGUGGACUCUGCUGCAAUAGCACUGCCACGGAGUCCAAAAACUCCCCCUAAAUUUGGUGUAAAUCUGGCAAAAUUCCUGGAAACUCAGGAGCAGGAAAUAGCAGAUCGGAGAGCUUCUGCAAUUACUCUGGAGCAUCUUGUAUCUGAAUUAAAUAAAGAAAGAACCGCUAAAAAUGACGAAAUCCUAAGGCUAAAGGGACAGUUAUGUGAACUGGAAAACCUGCACCUGGAAAUGCAGAUAUUAACAGAGAAUAAUAGGAACCUACAGAGCCAGCUUGAAGAGUAUCAGAGAGAAAGGAAAAACCGAGGUCACAAGCACUCUGACAUUCAGCACCUAAAAGAGAGAGAGAAGGAAAUGACUGAAGAGAGACUAGCAAAGAAUAAAGCGAUGGAAGAAAUACUGAAAAUUAGAUCAGAAUUAGCAGAGACCAAAAAUGCCCUUAAGAGUACAGAGAGUGCCUAUCUUGAAAUGACCAUGGAAAUAGAACGAACAAGAGCUUUGGAGUCAAAAACUUUCCAGGAAAAAGAAGAAAUGAGAUCAAAACUGGAAGAAACCCGUGAAGAGAGAGACAAAAUUGAAAAGGAGAUGGACUUGCUAAGGAAGCAAGUAGAGUUUCUCGCUGUGGAGAACGGGAAGUUAGUAGGUCACCAAAACCUAAACCAGAAGAUUCAGUAUCUUGUGAAACUGAAGAAAGAUUAUGCCAAACUUACUGAGGAGGUUGAAAAACUGCGUGUUGAAAAUGUCUUUUUGAAGGAAAUUAAAAAAGCUGAACCAUGUCAAGAAUCUUGAUCAGCCACAACAACAAAUAAACUUGCAAAACUGAUCAUUUAAAAACGUUGAUAGACUUUAAAGAGAGAGUUCUAAAAGUAAAGCUUCUCCUUCAUCACUAUUAACUAGAGCCCUUCAUCAGAUGUACUCAGGAUAAUCAGUUAUUUCAGUCUGUGUAAUGUGCCAGGUGGUGGUUUGUAGUGAAACAGUCUGCCUCAGCUCAUCUGGCAGAUUUUCUAACCCCCACUUUUUGAAGUUGUUCUACAGCUUUAUCCAUAGGUGCUGCAGGACUUUCCUUGCAACUUUGUACUUGUACAGGAAAAGUGACUAGUUUUCAUUGGAACAUUCUCUAUUUCUUGUUUCCUUUUGUACUUUAAUUCAGGUCAAUGCUUUUUUUUUUAAUGCUAGGGGUUUUUCACAUUACCUCAGUUUGUAGAAAGGUAUUUUGUACAAAUUCAACUAGUAUCUAAACUUCUGCCUGUUGUUUUUAUGGAUGUCUAAAUGUUGAUACUAGAAUGAUGAAAUUCACUUGUCAAGUUGUGAAAUGAUUCAAAUUUCUUUAUUGCUCAAAAAUACGUUUUUUAUUAAGAAGUUUUUUCAAUAAAGCAAGAAUGUCAAUUUAAUAAUGAAUUGAUUUGUAAAUAGUACUAUGAAUAUUUGGAAUCUUGUGGCAUAAUAUUUGCUUGCUUUCCCUUAUUCCACUCUUUCUGGAAUUCAAGUGCUCUCAAAACAAAUUUUUUUCACUGAAUAAGCUUCAAACAGGGACUUCUGUAGUGAUAAGAAACCAUUCUGCACUAGUAUUGUUGAGAAUAACCUCAUUGGCUAACUUGUUUGAGUACUGUAUAACUGAAAAUUCUAUCAAACAGAAGUCCAUCCCCUGUCAAUAGUUUUAAAUGUAUGCAACAUCUUGUAAGAAUACAUUAGAACCUCAUUAGUUGUCCUAAAGACUUGGCGAUGCAUUGCAAAUGACUGGAAUAUUCAAAAUAGGGGGGAAAGUAUUGAUAAUGCAUUACAAUAUUAAUUGGACAAAUGUGUUAGUUGACUUUUAUCUGUUUGAUAGUGUCAGUAAAUAUUUUGUAUUGUUUUGUAUAAAUAAUUAAGUCUUAAUGCAAUUCCUUAUUACAGCACUUCACUAUUGCUGAGAAGAAGGGAAGAGACCAUUUUUGUGUGAACUAGAGGGUAUGAAGUUUAGUGAGGUUCUACUGUAAUUAACUAGGGGCUAAAAUGACGGUGAUUUUUUGUCAGUUUAGCUAUGAAUUAAAUAUUUUAAAGUCAGAUAUUAAUAUUCUGUAUGAAAAGUAACCUAAUACUCCAGAGUAGUUUCUAUUUGAAAUUUUUCAGGAAGAGGAGAGAAAAGGGAAAUCAAAUCUUUAAGAUGGGCCUCCAGAAAACUGAGGGUGUUAACUUGCCCUAUUUAGACUAAAUCAGGAAAUUCACUUAUUUCAGAGAUGAAGUAAUUUUAGAGAGGACCUCAACUCUUGCUCCCUUCAUUCCUUGUGGACAAUGAGGUCUUUCUUUUCUGCAAUAACUCUCCACCUUGAUAGCAGUGAGGUAUAGAGGUACUUCAGAGCUUGAUAGCUUAUCUGAUAUAUUGCAAAAUUUGUAAUACUGUUAAGGAACAGCAAACAAGUUAUGGCAGCUAUGGUAAUACAAUUUGUACCAUUUUUUAUGGCGUAUGUUUAUAAUGUAUAGUAGUUCUUCUGGAAUUGUCACUUUUUAAAUAAAGAUUUUUGUAUAUAAA
Dermochelys coriacea (leatherback sea turtle) is the source of this 6103-nucleotide messenger RNA. It is a transcript of the gene KIF15, whose product is annotated as kinesin family member 15. The record is from RefSeq and is a predicted model, not a curated record. Gene Ontology annotation, biological process: microtubule-based movement. Bases 1 to 4383 code for a protein of 1460 amino acids. Lineage: Eukaryota; Metazoa; Chordata; Testudines; Dermochelyidae. The transcript has 35 exons. Gene Ontology annotation, molecular function: microtubule motor activity; ATP binding; microtubule binding.